UUCGUGGUGAUUGCGACGGUUAUUAUGGUUCUGAGGGUCUACGUUCGGGCUUGGAUGCUGCGAUAUACCGCGAAUUGGGGAUGGAAGGAUACCUUUGCUGUGUUAUCCUAUGGCUCUUUCAUCGUUAGUAGCGUAUUCGCUGUCAAAGCAGCAUACUUUGGCCUUGGAACGAGGGACGACAAACUCAACGAUCUUGUUAUGGUUCGAUGCGCCGAAUACAUGCUUUACUCGCAAGUCACAUACGGGACUACGGUACCGUUGAUCAAAGCCUCGGUUGUCUUCAUGCUACUUCGGAUUACCGUCGAACUAAAGUAUCGCUGGACGCUCUACAUCAUGCAAUUGCUCGCUACGGUCAUGGCAAUCGUUGGAAUAGUCGCUUCUCUUACCUACUGCACCCCCGUUCGAGCAUACUGGAACCCUUUGCUUGGAAAAUGUGGCGACUUCAAUCGAGUUGUCAUCAUUGGAUACGUCUGGACGGCUGUGGGUAUCGUGACGGAUUGGUGCUGCGCCAUCUUGCCUUACUUUGUGGUACGAAAGCUGCAGAUGAAUCGACGGUCGAAGAGAAUUGUCAUGCUCAUCCUGGAUUUGGGUGCUCUUGCAAGCACGGCUACGAUCGUCAGGGCGCCUUACCUGCAGUAUUACCUGGCCACCAAAGACAAGCUCUACUGGAACGGACAUAUUUCCCUUUGGUGUCAACUAGAAAGUGGAAUCGCUAUCAUCGCAGCAUCCCUCCCGUCUCUUCGGAAAAUGUUUGCCCGAUAUUUC
This is a messenger RNA of Fusarium vanettenii 77-13-4, 765 nucleotides long. RefSeq lists its product as uncharacterized. NCBI's taxonomy places the organism in Eukaryota, Fungi, Ascomycota, Sordariomycetes, Hypocreales, Nectriaceae. The annotation marks the transcript as partial. The record is from RefSeq and is a predicted model, not a curated record. The transcript has 3 exons.